Molecule: messenger RNA, 4231 nt
Organism: Sciurus carolinensis (gray squirrel)
Lineage: Eukaryota; Metazoa; Chordata; Mammalia; Rodentia; Sciuridae
Gene: Mocs3
Product: molybdenum cofactor synthesis 3
Exons: 1
Coding region: 787-2169 (460 amino acids)
Biological process (GO): tRNA wobble position uridine thiolation; protein urmylation
Cellular component (GO): cytosol; cytoplasm
Molecular function (GO): thiosulfate-cyanide sulfurtransferase activity; URM1 activating enzyme activity; adenylyltransferase activity
Source: RefSeq, a predicted model, not a curated record
GGGAGAGGCGUCAGGCUUUCAGCUGCGCCCCAAAGUAAAAGUGGGGGUCAGUCCUUUAAGAAAAAGCGGCGGGCGGGGGCGAAAGGCAUUCGUAACAACGACAACGAAUGUCUCACGAAACCCGAGAGCUGCAACGAGAACCCGGAGCACGAGAACACCCGGGAAGGGUCCGCCUUUCCUGCUCGCAGGCGGCCGCCUCCGCGAGGCUGCCUGCGUGAGCCCCAGGCAGGCCGGCAGGGCCGCCUCGCGCAGCCAACCGCCGCCACCCAGUCCGGGGAAGCCAGCUCAGCUCAGUCCUCGGGGAGGAAGGCCGGGCGCGCUACCUCUCGGAGAAGCUCUUCACCAGCAGCCACACGAUGAGCGGCAGGUUCUCGCGCUCGUUGUAGGUGGGUAAGAGCACCGAGUACUUGUCCUGUCGCCCGGAGCGCCCCUCCGGCUCCUGCCGAGAGCUGGCAGGAGGGCGACGCGGCUCCACGGAGGCCAUGGCGGAACAGCGCGGGACGCCGGAGGCGGAAUUACGUCACGCCGCGCGGACCGUACCAAAUCCGGGAAGGGGGGGCGACCCGUGUGGCUGAGUUGUACCUCUAGGCCCUCCGUAUGGUUCAGUUGGAAGUAGGCAGGAUUUGUGAGCCUUUCAAAUUGAUUCGGAAGGUUUCUUCAGGAAAUGCCUACCUAUUUGUCGUCUUUACCCAAGUUCAUGAAGUUGUUUUAGUCUAUUCCAGUCGCUAGGGGACAGUAAGCCGGAAACGGAAGUGCUCUUCACGACGAUUUCCGGAGGAGGUCGCCAUGGCUGCCCGGGAGCAGGUACUCGCCUUACAGGCUGAAAUUGCCCAGCGUGAGGAGGAGCUGGAUUCUCUGAAGCAGCGGCUGGCGACAGCUCUUUUGGCAGAACAAGAGUCUGAGCCAGAACGGCUGGUUCUGGUGUCGCCGCUGCCGCCCAAGGCCGCCUUGUCCCGAGACGAGAUUCUGCGCUACAGCCGGCAGCUAGUGCUGCCAGAGCUGGGCGUGCAAGGACAGCUGCGCCUGGCCACCGCGUCUGUGCUAAUCGUGGGCUGCGGUGGGCUCGGCUGCCCGCUGGCGCAGUACCUGGCAGCAGCCGGCGUGGGCCGCCUCGGCCUGGUGGACUACGACGUGGUGGAGAUGAGCAAUCUGGCCCGCCAAGUGCUGCAUGGCGAGGCACUGGCCGGACAGGCCAAAGCCUUUUCUGCCGCCGCCUCGCUGCGCCGCCUCAAUUCGGCUGUGGAGUGCGUGCCCUACGCUCAAGCGCUUACCCCAGCCACGGCCCUAGACUUGGUCCGCCGUUACGACGUGGUGGCAGACUGCUCAGACAACGUGCCCACUCGCUAUCUGGUUAAUGACGCCUGUGUGCUGGCCGGCCGUCCUCUCGUGUCGGCCAGUGCCCUACGCUUGGAGGGUCAAAUCACAGUCUACCACUAUGACGACGGGCCUUGCUAUCGCUGCGUGUUCCCCCAACCACCCCCGGCCGAGACGGUGACCAACUGUGCAGACGGUGGGGUGCUCGGUGUGGUAACUGGGGUUCUGGGCUGCCUGCAGGCGCUGGAAGUGCUGAAGAUCGCUGCGGGUCUGGGUCCCUCUUACAGUGGCAGCCUGUUGCUCUUCGACGCCCUCAGGGGGCAUUUCCGCUGCAUUCGGCUGCGGAGGCGCAGACCCGACUGUGCAGCUUGCGGGGAGUGCCCCACCGUUACUGACCUGCAGGACUAUGAGGCCUUCUGUGGCUCCUCAGCCACUGAUAAAUGCCGUUCCCUGCAGUUACUGGGCCCAGAGGAGCGGGUUUCUGUCACCGACUAUAAGCGACUUCUGGAUUCUAGGGCACCCCAUCUGUUGCUGGAUGUCAGGCCCCAAGUGGAGGUGGACAUCUGUCGUUUGCCUCAUGCCCUACACAUCCCUUUGAGACACUUGGAACAGAGGGAUGCGGAAAGCCUGAAACUCCUGGGAGAAGCAAUCCAGGGAGGGAAACGGGGCAUCCAGGAAGGGGCUGUGUUCCCCAUUUAUGUGAUUUGCAAACUAGGAAAUGACUCCCAGAAAGCCGUGAGGAUCCUGCAGUCCUUAAUAGCAGCUCGAGAGUUGGGCUCUUUCAUGGUUCAGGAUGUUGUGGGGGGACUUAUGGCCUGGGCUGCCAAAGUCGAUGGGACAUUUCCCCAGUACUGAAGUGACUGGUAGCAUACCUCAAAGAUGAAUUUAUUUACAUCUUUUCAAUAAUGUAGAGAAGAACCAGCAUUCUUUAUCUGUGACUACACAGCCUCCUUUUUAUAAGGAGCUUUUUGGUUGUAAUAUAUCAGAUGACUGAUAUUAAUGGGUUAUAAUGCUGUCUUUGAGAGGCAUCUUGAAUUUUCAGCAUUUAGAGUGUCUUGAACAUUAGAUGUCAUGUGAUAAGAUUUUGUGUUUUUUACCCGACUUGCAUUUUUUCACCUCUCCAAAUGAGAAACUCUAGAUCAUACACCAGUAAUUAAGAUAUAAACUUAGUCUUACUGAAUUGAUCACAGAUGAUAUAUUUGCUGUCAGUUUGUUGUUUAGUAAGAUAUUCUUUGGGUUUUAUUUCUACUUCAAAUGAUAGAAUGUAUCCUACAGAAAUAAGUGUUUAAUAUGUAAAGUGUUAAUAAUCUGGGAAGUGGUCAUACUAUUAAGCAUUUCAAAUUAAAAUGAGAUCUUUACUGCUUAUUAAAAUAAACCACCUUUGUAGUCCAUCAGUUUCCCUCGUAAGUUGCUAAUAAUUUUAUUGUAGUUAGCUUCAAUGUCCACCUUAUGUUCUAUACACACGUUUUCUAAAUUGUGUAUUAUUGUUGGACUUGCUUUGAAAUCUUCCAGUCCAAGCCCUCUUUUCAGCUCUUCCCCUUUAAUUACCUUUUCUAUUUUGGUUUAAUCUAUUCCAGCAUUUUAUAACAGUUUACAUUGUAGGUGUUUUUAUGUUGUUUACUUAUUACAAAACACUUUCAUGAAAUGGCAGGUCACAUACCCAGCUUCCAAUGUAGACAACAAAAUUAAAAGUAAAAAUCUGGUAUGCCCUUGUACAUCAGUGGCCAGUCGAAGAACACAUGGCCUGUCAAAAGGGGCCUCUACCCUCCAUCUGCUUGUUGCAGGCAGGCCAGAAUCAGAAUUUUUUUGUUGUUGCUUAAGAGAGCAGAAAUCACAGAUGUAAUUGUGAAGUCUUUGUAUCUCUGGCAACAAAUAAUCCUUUUUAAAAAAAAGUUUAAAAAGCACUGUGGGCAGGACAGAACCCUUUGUAGGCCAGGUUUCCACACCAGUUUGCAACCUCUGGUACAGAGUCUGAUUUUAUUAUGAAAGGGUCAUAUUGUUUAAGAAUUACCUAGUUACCUUCCUAUUGUUUAAGAAUUAUCUAAUUCAAAAUUAGAAUAGUCAUCGCUUCUAACUGUGGGACCUUGUAACUCAUUCUCUGAACAGGUAUAAUCCCUGUUGAGAGGUUGAAACAGGUCACUUUCAACUACUUGUGCCAAGACAUUAUGGAAGCAAGUGACUGAGACCUGGAGCGGAGAGAACGGCGGCCAGCUUGUGUCUUUCAACUUAUUCCAGGGAAAGCUGAUUAAUGUGUAUCUGGGAACAAUCAAGUGAAGACUCGUGUCCUAAACUCAGGCAGUGUGUCGUUGUUCCUGCAAACCUGGCUGUCAGUGGGGCUGGGCCACAGAAGCUGACUGACUGAUUAAGUGGGGAGAGGGGUUUUAAAGUGAUGGGAGGUGCUUUUGAGACUGUGGGACAGAUUUGAGGCUGUACUUCCAGUAAUGACGCCCCAAAUCGUGUGUGGAACUAGACUGGGCCCGUAAGAUCAAACUGCACUGCCCCAUCAGGCACUAGAGAGAAUUGCCACCAUGGCCAUUACUAAUCUUCCUUGAGCUGGCCCCUGCUCACCCAGAAGGCCCAUAGCUUCUGCCACAGACCUUGUGAUGAGAGUUGCUGGGUUUUUCUUUUCCGAAUUACCAGGUCAGGCAGAGCCAAGUCACAUUCCUACGACCCAGUUGGGAAUGAGUCCCCAUGUCUUCAGUGGGGAGGCAGAGUUCCUGAUGUGGGGUUUCCCCAAACAGUGGAAGGUUUUUCAAACACAUGGGCUGUUAAGAAUGACAAGCAAGGGCUGGGGAGCUCAGUCGGUAGAGUGCUUGCCUUGCAAGACAAGGCCCUGGGUUCGAUCCCCAGCACUGGGAAAAAAAAAAAUAAUAAUAACAAGCAAGGUGUGGUGGCACACGCCUGUAAUCCCAGCUAC